AUCAUUCCCUCAAUCUUAAACACACACACACAUAUACAUUCGCACAUCUAUAUCUAUAUAUCAUGUGUUCCAAAUCUAACUCACUCUAUCAAUCUUCAUUCCCAUAACACACUCACACCUAUCACACAUGAUUCUUAAGAUCAAUUUUCACAUAUAGGUUCACCCUGGUUAGCUUCAUAUAAAUACAUAUUUCUAUAUGUAUACAUUCACAAUCAACUUAACUCAAAUCUUGAUCACUACCCAUUUCAUUUCCUUGCAUUAGUCUUUAUAAAAAUCAAAUCUUUCUGAAUUUUAAUCAUGGAAUCCCCAAAGGGUCCAAGCCCUAGACACAACACAACCAUAGAUGUUCAUGAAUCUGAUGAAAUUGUUACUAGAUCAGAUCAUGUUUUUCAAUCCACAAGUGCAUUGGAAAUCUUGAGAGAAACUGUGAGGAUUUUAAGGUAUAAUUUGAGUGGAUUCAUGGCUAUUGGUUCUGUUUUAAUUUGCCCUGUUUCAGCUGUUUUGUUAUCUAAUGUUUUAGUUGAUCAAACUAUUGUUAAAAGACUUGCUAUUAGGUUGUUAUUAUUAGCUAAAUCUUGUGGGCUUCCUUUAAGGCCUUAUAUAGAACAUUCUUGCCUUAAGUUUUCGGAAGCUGUGGUUUCGACUGUAAUGUGUUUCCCUUUGUAUAUCACAUUGUUGUUGAUUUCAAAAGCUGCUGUUGUUUACUCUGUUGAUUGUACUUAUUCACGAAAAAUGUUUGAUUCGUCCAAGUUUUAUGUGAUUAUGAGAAAGAUUUGGAAGCGAAUCUUGUCAACGUAUUUGUUAGUUUGCACUGUGAUAAUUGGUAGUUUAACGUUGUUUCUAGUCCUACUCGCGGGUGUUAGUAGUUUAUUUUUAGUAAUUGGGUUGUCAGCUGAUAUGAUUGUGUAUGCUGCAAUCAUAUUCGGGUUGGCUUUCUCAGUGUUCUUUGCAAAUGCUGUCAUUAUAUGUGAUCUUUCUAUGGUGAUUUCGGUGUUGGAAGAUGUAUCUGGCUCUGAAGCGUUGUUGAGAUCUACUGUUCUGAUUAGGGGUCAGACGCAAGUUGGGUUAAUGAUAUUCCUUGGUUCCACGAUUGGGAUGGCGUUCAUUGAGGGAUUAUUUGAGCAUCGUGUGAAAACUUUGAGUUAUGGAGAUGGGUCCUCGAGGAUAUGGGAAGGACCACUUUUGGUAGCCAUGUAUAGUUUUGUGGUGCUCAUUGAUUUCAUGAUGAGUACGGUUUUCUACUUCAGUUGCAAGUCUUACAGUUUGGAAAACGCCUCUAAUAUAGAGUGUCAAUCAGUGUUAGAGUCGUUGACUGCUUCACCUGCAGUUUCACCUAUGGCUCCAGAUGCUCAAUAGCAUUUUGGGAAAAUUGAAGCAUUUAGUAAACUUUAUGAUUAUACAGAGAAUACAUCGAAGGCCAUAUCAAGUUACUAGCUUUAGAAGCACAUUUUUGUGCUAAUGGAUGUGAGUGAUGACAUAUUGUAUUCAAAAGCCUGGUAAUGUCAAUCUUUGAUGAGAAAAUGUUACUUUAGGUGGUUUUUGUUUCGAGCUAGAUUUAGAUACAUUAUUUCUUUUUGUUGUGGUAUAAAAAAAUGAUGCAGAAUUACACGAUAUCUAUUUUGAACUUGGUGUGGUGUACAAUCUGUUGCAGAGUUGAGGCCAUAAAUUAAUAGAUAGAUACAAUCAUACAAACUUCCUUUUCUUGUAGAAAUUUUGACAUUCAGAAGUUGUAAUUUCACAAUUUGUGAUGUGAAAUA
Molecule: messenger RNA, 1757 nt
Organism: Erigeron canadensis
Lineage: Eukaryota; Viridiplantae; Streptophyta; Magnoliopsida; Asterales; Asteraceae
Exons: 1
Coding region: 298-1356 (352 amino acids)
Source: RefSeq, a predicted model, not a curated record